AGAGGAAUGCAGUUAAGUGAGUCAACACUUGACUCAACGCUUUGGAAACGAUGCUGCUGGUGGUACUCGUUUUGGUUCAUUUACUUGUUGGAUUUUCUAGUGAACAGUGCCAGGAGGGAUCAGUUCGAUUGUCAUCAUCAUAUUCACAUCGUGGAGCUGUAGAUGUCUGUCUCAAUGGUACUUGGGGUAGUAUUUGUAGUGAGUACUGGGACAACAAAGAUGCCAGUGUCAUAUGUAGACAGCUAGGAUAUUCUCCUUACGGUGCAUUGGGGCCAUUUUCUGUAUAUGAAUCAUCAUCUGCCCCAUUUUAUAAUAUUAUUGAUGUCAAUUGUACUGGUCAAGAGAGCAAUAUACUUGACUGUCCCUUUAAUGAACUGAUUGGAGAAUAUAAUUGUUCAACUUUGAGAGAUGCUAAUGUGUACUGUCAAGAUUCUAAUUUGGUUACAUAUAGUAACUGUACUGAUGGUCAGAUAAGACUAGUUGGUGGUUCCAAUCAGUUUCAAGGAAGAGUUGAAGUGUGUGUUAAUAAUGCCUGGGGCACAGUUUGUUCUCAUGGCUGGUCUAGCAAUGAUGCUAAAGUUGUUUGUAGAUGUUUAGGAGCACUUGAAAUUGGUUACAGUUUUAGUGAUGUAUCUGGUCUUGGCUUUAAUCAAGGUCAAGGACCAAUUUUUCUAAGAUACCUAAAUUGUUCAGGACAAGAGAAGUCCUUGACUGAUUGUAGUCAAAAUUAUAGUACAACUGAUUUAUUUAUUGCUUGUUCUCAUCACUUUAAUGAUGCUGCUGUUAUAUGUGAACCUCGUUGCAAUAAUGGUACUAUAAGACUGAAAGGUGGAAACUAUACUUAUGGAAGAGUGGAGAUAUGUAUUAAUGAAAUAUGGACUACAAUAUGCAGUGACAAUUGGAACUAUAAAGAUGCUUCUGUUGUAUGUAAUCAACUUGGAUACUCUCCAUAUGGUGCUAUACCUGCUUCUGGAUAUUAUACUGAGACUAUAUGGCCUAUUGGUAUAGUUAAUCCUAAUUGUACUGGUGAUGAGGUCAGUAUAUUUAAUUGUUCACAUGGUCAGACUGGCUCCUGUUCACCAUCUCAUGAUGCUUCACUUAUUUGUCAAAAUAUGACAUUGGAACCAGCUAGUUGUGUAUCUGGAGAUGUUCGUUUGGUUGGUGGCUCAGCAGAAAAUGAAGGAAGACUUGAAGUGUGUAUUAAUCAAUUGUGGGGCACUGUAUGCAGUCAGCAAUGGGACAUUAAAGAUACUAGAGUUGCUUGCAAACAAUUGGGAUACCAGGAAUUUGCUGGAAAGCAGUUUAGCAGUAGUGAGUAUGGUCAAGGUACUGGUCCUGUGUUUCUUGGAUACAUGUCUUGUACUGGAUCAGAAAACUCAUUACUUGAAUGUGACAGAAAUCCAUUUGUGGUUGCUAAUUCACAAUGCUCCAAUCAUUAUUAUGACAUUGGGUUAAAAUGUGAACCUCUCUGUGAGGAUGGUUCUAUUAGGUUACAAGAAGGAACUUCUUCUACUGGUCGUGUGGAAUUGUGUAUUAUUGGUACUUGGGGAACAAUUUGCAGUGACUUCUGGGAUAAUAAUGAUGCUAGUGUAAUAUGCAGUCAGCUAGGAUAUUCCCCUUAUGGAGCUGUAGCUGCUUCAGGGUUUUUCUAUCCAUUUUCAUUAUGGCCAUAUCAUAUGAUUGAUUUGAACUGCUCUGGAACUGAGAAUAAUUUUUUAAACUGUCCGUAUAAUAAAUUAUCUGACAAGUAUAAUUGCCCAAACACUCAUUUUGCAUCAAUCGUGUGCCAAAGUAAUGACACUCAAAAGGAAGAUUGUGUUGAUGGUGAUCUAAGACUCAGAGGUGGUCAGACGGAUUAUGAAGGACGGAUAGAAGUAUGCAUUAAUCGAGUAUGGGGAACUGUCUGUGGAAUUGUUUAUCACUACUGGAUUGAUUGGAACUGGUAUCAAGGGAACGAUAUUACAAUAUGUAGAAUACUUGGAUACAGGGACUUAGGUUAUUUUGAUGAUCCUCCUGUUCAGUUUGGCCAAGGAACUGGUCCUAUCUUUAUUUCACGUGUCUAUUGUGAAAAUAAUAAUGAGACAAACAUUCUCAAUUGUCAUCACAAGUUGAUACAUUCAGAACACUGCACUCAUAAAUAUGAUGUUGGAAUCAGAUGUGAAGCUCCAUGUGUCAAUGGUACAGUUCGCCUGUAUAGUGAAUUGGGCAGUUACUUUAGGAGAUAUGGGCGAGUUCAAGUGUGUGUUAACAAUGACUGGGGAACCAUUUGUAAUCAUUUCUGGGACGAGCAAGAUGCUAGUGUUGUUUGUAAAAUGUUAGGAUAUUCUUCUUAUGGGGCUACACCUUUUAAUGAAAUGAUAAUUGAAAGAGAUUGGUCUAUAGCUAUUAAAGAUCUGAACUGUACUGGGAAUGAAUCAUCAAUUUGGGACUGCCCUAUGAACGGUCUUAGUAAUUAUUCUUGUAAUCAUGAUGAUGAUGCUGCUGUUGUAUGCCAAUUGCCAGAUGUAGUUAAUUCAAAUUGUAGAACUGAUGAAUUGAGAUUAACUGGUGGAUCAGACCAACAUCAAGGAAGAGUAGAAUAUUGUGUUAAUGGAGUAUGGCAAUCAAUAUGUGACUAUGAAUGGGAUAGUGGACAAGCGUUUAUUUUGUGUCAGCAACUUGGAUAUGUAGAUGGUAAAGCAACUUAUAAUUCACAUUUUGGAGUUGGACAGACACCAGUUAGCUAUUUUUAUCCAUCAUGUCACAGUUACUAUUCUAAAAACUUUACAAACUGUGUUUGGAAGAGACUUCCAUUCAAGGCUCAAUGCAACAAUUAUCAAGAAGCUGGUGCAAUGUGUAAAGGCACUCCAGAACCUUGUAAUGGCAGUUCUGUUGACUUGUACAGUGUGUUUUCAUCUUAUUCACCGGAUAAUAUUGGAUUUGCUCGUGUAUGUAAUAAUGGCCAUUGGCACUAUUUAUGUGGAUAUAAGGAUACUGUACCAACUAAUGAACUUGCCAGUGUCUUUUGUUAUAGUGCUGGAUACUCCUAUUAUGGUGCUAAAGUUCAUUAUAUAUCAUGGUUCCUAGCAAAUAAUCAGUUAUUGUUUUUUAACAUGAGAUGCAAUGGAAAUGAAAGUAGUAUUUAUGAGUGUGAGUAUGACACUAACAGAACUUGUUCAAAUUAUGCAGCAGUUGUAUCUUGUCAAAGAGAUAUUAUCAUAAAUCCUGUCAAUUGUACUGACGGUGACAUUAAAUUAUCUGGACAAGGCAAGAGCAACAAAGGAAUUUUGCUGAUUUGUACAAAUAAAGUUUGGACAACAUUUUGUUGUGACCAUUAUGUCGACUGGUCUAUCUCUACUACUAAUGUUGCAUGCCGUCAGCUUGGAUUUCCAAUACUAACUGGAGUCACUUACAGCGUUGUUUCAUAUCAAAAAUUACUUCCUGUAGCUUAUCAAAGAUUCAGUUGUAGUGGGAAUGCAAGCAAUUUUAGCUCUUGCUCUUCAUAUUUAUUUUACAGAACACCAAAGUAUUACCAUAAGGCCAUUGAAAUCACGUGUGUUGAAUCUUGUACUACUGGUGAUAUUCGACUUGUUGAAGGAUAUUAUUAUGGUCGUGUUGAAGUAUGUAUUGGAGGAGUAUGGGGUAGUAUUUGUAGGGACAGUUUCUGGGACAAUAAUGAUGCAAGUGUUAUCUGUAGGCAACUUGGAUUCUCUCCUUAUGGUUCAAUUGCUGCAUUCUUUACCUUGAACUACUACCGCACUACAUAUGUCUCCCAACUAAACUGCUCAGGCAAUGAAGCACAUAUCCUUGAUUGUCCUUUCAACAAUACUUCCUUAUAUUGUCGUGACAUUAAGUAUUCUGGUGUGAUUUGUUCUGUUCAAGGCUCUACCUAUUCAAAUUGUACUGAUGGUGACAUAAAGCUUCUUGAUGGCCGUACAAAUAGAGAAGGAAGAGUGGAGAUAUGCAUUAACAAAGCUUGGGGAGCAAUUACCAACUUUUCAGGACCUUAUAAUUAUGAAGCACAAACUGUAUGCAACCAGUUGGGAUUUACUGCACCAGGUGCAAUAAAGUUAGUUGAUGCAUUUUUUGGUGAAGGAUCAAGUCCUGUUUUACUUACUGAUGUUUACUGUUCAUCUCCAAAUGACUCAUUAUUGAAUUGUUCCAUUAAAUAUACAUCCCAGGUAUCUAACAGAAACCGUAAUCAUGUCAUUGGAGUCAAGUGUCAAUAUUAUUGCAAUCACAGUAGUAUCAGAUUAGCUGAUAGUUCAGAUUCUUUGCAAGGUCGUGUUGAAGUGUGUGUUAAUGGCGCAUGGAUCAGUAUAUGUAGAGGUUACUGGUAUGGCAAUGAUGCUAGUGUUGUCUGUAGACAACUAGGAUUCCCUCCUGAAGGUGCUAUUGCUAGUUUAGUUAUGGAGUCUUUUACUGGUACUUCAUUUCAUAUUACAUAUAUUGGUUGUAAUGGUAAUGAAGAAACUAUAUUAGCCUGUUCUUAUAGCAUGUUGCAAAGCAGUUGUCCAUUAAAUGAAGUAGCUUAUGUACAAUGUCCAGUACCUGACACAACUGAUGAUUGUUCCAAUGGGGCUAUUAGAUUAGUUAAAGGAGAGACAGAGUAUGAAGGUUUGGUAGAGAUAUGUGCUGAUGGUUCCUGGGGAUAUAUCUGUCCUCACAGCUGGAAGGAAAGUGAAGCAAUGAUAACUUGUAGGCAAUUAGGAUAUACUCCAAUUGGAGCCACUACUUCAUCUUCAUUUGGUAAAGGUGCUGGCCCAGUUCAGUUCUCAAGUUUUUAUUGUUCAGGAAAUGAGAAUAAUUUACUGGAUUGUAUGCACAAUAACUUAUCUUGCUCUGUAUCCUAUCAUGCUGGUGUUAUAUGCCGAGCUCCUUGUACUAAUGGAGAGGUACGUUUGCAAGGUGAUAGCAGAUAUAAAUCAUUCGGACGUGUUGAAGUGUGCAUUAAUGGUACAUGGGGAACUAUCUGUGAUGAUUACUGGGAUAGUAAUGAUGCUAGUGUAGUAUGUCACCAAUUGGGAUUCUCACCUUAUGGUGCCAUAGCCAAGACUUCUUUUUAUGAAGAAAGUAUUCUUCCUCAUGUUUUGUUUAAUAUGAGCUGUACUGGUAAUGAAGAGACUAUAUUUAACUGUUCGUACAGCACUAAACUACCAUCUGGCUCUGAUUGUCAUUCAACUGAAGAUGCUUCAGUCAUUUGUCAAGAUAUUAAUGUUCCUCAUUCAAAUUGUACUAAUUAUGAUGUCAAACUGGUUGGAGGUGAAACUGGUAAUGAAGGAAAAGCACUUAUGUGUCUUAAUGGAGUAUGGGGAGCUUUCUGUAACAACAGUUAUACUAGAUCUAUCAGCGAUAUAAUCUGCAAUAAUGCUGGAUAUUCUAGAAGAGGAUCAUUUUACUCAGCAUUUUUUCCUAACCCAUCCAAUGAGGUGAUACUAGUAUCAGAUUUAAACUGUUCUACAACUGAUGAAAAGAUUCAAGAUUGUUCAGUUAGUCACUACAUGCCACCUUCAUCCUGUGAUGUCUUGGAUAUUGUUGCUGUUAGAUGUCAAAACUGUACUAAUGGAGCUAUCAGGAUUGUUCCUUAUUAUAGUCCAAGUGAUAGUGUUGGUCGUGUUGAAGUAUGUUCUGACAAUUCUUGGGGGACCUUAUGCAGUGAUUUCUUUGAUGAUUCUGAUGCACAAGUUGUAUGUAGGCAACUCGGAUACUCUGCAAUAGGAUCUGUUUCAGUGGGACCAAUAAGUGAUGAUCUCUCUUAUACUCAUAUCAUUGAUAUCAAUUGCACUGGCAAUGAGUCCAAUAUAAGAGACUGUCCAAGUAAUAAUCUUCCUAGCUACUUUUGUCAACCAACUCAUGAUGCUGGAGUUUUUUGCAAUAGUGUCCCAUUAAAUGACUAUGCUAACUGCACUGAUGGAGAGUUAAGAUUAGCUGGUAGUACUGAGCUGAGUGGACGUGUUGAGAUAUGCUACAAUAGAGUAUGGUAUGGGAUCUGUUCUGAUAACUACAAUAAAUACAAUAUACCUACUACCAUAUGUAAAGGACUGGGCUACUCAUCACAAGGUGCAGUUGGUAAUAUAAUGGAAGGGUAUCCUUCAAUACCAAUUCUUCCUUUUGAAUUCAAUUGUUCUAGUGAUGUUGACUCACUAUGGAAUUGCUCUAAGUCUAUCAUUAGGUGUUCCAAUGGACCUUAUAAAUACACUGCAGUUACUUGUCAAGCUAAAUGUAAUGAUUUGGAUGUACGUUUACUUGGAGCUUAUGAUAACAUUGGAACAGUUCAAAUUUGUGUUGAUGAUAAAUGGGGCUCUGUUUGUCAUGAUGGAUUUGAUGAAUAUGGAGCCGCUACAGUGUGUGCACAAUUAGGCUAUAUACCUUAUGGAGCUCUCAUUGUAUCAUCAUUUGUUUACAAAUACAGUCUUCCUUUUCAAAUUAGUAAUUUGAAUUGUAAUGGCCGGGAAAAUAAUUUACAAAAUUGUUCAUAUACUUUGAUAAAAACUGGAUUUUGUGUCUAUGUCACUGGACUUAUAUGUCAACGGAGUAAUACAAGUAUUGAUGUUACAUGCACUGAUGGAAGUAUUAGAUUGACUGGUGGAGCCAAUGAACUUGAAGGGAAUGUUGAAAUAUGUAUCAAUAAAUACUGGGGAUCAGUGUGUGACAAUGAUUGGGAUUCUUAUGGAGUGGCUUGUAAGAGGCUUGGUUAUCGAUCUUCAGGUGCCAAAGGAUUUUAUAGAAGUUAUUUCGGACAGAGAAUACCAGCCACUGUUUUUAUUAGGACAUUGUAUAGUUAUGGACAAAAAUCAUUGCUGGGUGACUUUGUUUAUGGAUCUGGUGCAGUUACUUCAUGUGGAGAUACAGACAGAGCCGGUUUAUCUUGUUUUGCUGGUUGUGAUGAUGGUGAUGUAAGGCUAAAUGGCUCUGAUACUGUAUAUUCUGGUCGUGUUGAAAUGUGUAAAGAUUCAGUUUGGACAUCACUCUGUGACCACAACUGGGAUUUGAAGGAAGCACAAGUAGCUUGUAGGGAUCUAGGAUAUUAUCCCUUUGGUGCAGUGCCAACAUAUGGCUGCUAUAAUGAGGGACAACUAUCAUUUGGUAUUACUAUCAACUGUACUGGCUCUGAAAGAGUUUUAUUUAAUUGUGGACAUAAUAAUCUUACACUCUAUAACUGUCAAUCUCAUAAUAGUGCUGGACUCAUUUGUCAAGAUAGUGUACGGAGAUCCAGUUGUUCUAAUGGUGCAGUAAGACUGGUUGGUGGUAGUGGACCUCAUGAAGGAAGACUUGAAGUGUGUAUCAAUGAAGCAUGGGGCACUGUCUGUUCUAAUGGCUGGGAUAACACUGAGACUAAUAUUGUCUGUAAUCAAUUAGGAUACCUACCAUUUGGAGGGAGGUACAAGAGCUUUGGUCAUGGUACUGGUCUUCCAAUAUUAAUGUCUAGUCUUCAGUGUGUAGGGACUGAGAGCUCACUACUGGAGUGCCAUCAACAAGCCUGUGAUAUUACUAACUGCACUCAUGCUUAUGAUGUUGGAGUUAUAUGUCAAAAGCCUGCAGUUCCAUCGUCAUCUACAAAUUCACUUUUUUCAUCAACACAUUCAUCUACUACUUCACUUGCUCCACCUUCUUCCUUUACUUCUUCAUACUCUACUCCUUCAUCUUCACUUUCAUCAUCUGCUUUACCUUCUACCUCAACAGCAGCAUCCUCAGUUUCCUCACCAUCAGUCACUCCUACUCCAACUCUUCCAGCAAAUUCAGGAGUAAUUGUUGUUUUAAGUGGAACCAACAAGAGAAAUUUUAAUGCGAGCCAUUUCCAGGAUGUAACUGCAGAGGCUUUGAAUGAUUAUUGCAGUAUCAAUGACUGCAAUGCUUUACCACAAAAAGGAAAGAAAGCAUCAAAAAAUGUAAUAGGAGCCAAUAAUGUAAUCAUUGUACAGACUAUUGAUUCAGACUUUGAGCUAGCAGUAACUUUUUAUGUCCAGAGUUCAUCUGGAGCUCCCAUUGACUCUAGUGCAGUGUUUGAAGCUGUUAAGGAAGCUGAUUCAAAAUAUUCCAGUGCUGGUUUCAAAAUCGCUACCCUUACAAUAGUAGAUCCACUAAAUUCAAUGACUCCUACAAUUUCAAUUACUUCAAAUGAUGGUAAAACGCUGUCUGCAGGACAAAUAGCAGGGAUUGUGAUAGGAGCUAUAAUUGGAGCCCUGCUCAUUGUGAUUAUUAUUAUUACUAUUGUGACAUGGAGGUGUUUAUGUAGAGGCUACAAUCAAUGUCCAUCUUUAAAAGAAGGAAUCUCAAUGAAUGACAGUGACAUGCUUGUUCAGAAUAUUUAUGAUGAUCCUAAUCCUGAAGGUUCAAUUCACAGUUUCAAGUCCAAGAGUAGUCAUAGUAGAGAAGUCAGUGAAAAUGAAAGUCAAUCCAAAAGUUCAUGUGGUCAGCUCAAAAAUGAAGUACUUGAAAUUUCUAAAGAAACUCAUUUGUAAUUGUGAUAUUUAUACUGAGAGAGUAAUUUUGAUAUUUUAAUCUAUUGUUAAUUUGUGCAUAUACCUGCAUGUCCAUUGUGGAUAUUAUGGUGUUUUUUAAUAACAGUUGUCUUUAUUAACAAUCAAA
Messenger RNA from Amphimedon queenslandica, 8568 nucleotides. Its product is annotated as deleted in malignant brain tumors 1 protein-like. Bases 51 to 8441 code for a protein of 2796 amino acids. Gene Ontology annotation, cellular component: membrane. The transcript has 50 exons. The record is from RefSeq and is a predicted model, not a curated record. NCBI's taxonomy places the organism in Eukaryota, Metazoa, Porifera, Demospongiae, Haplosclerida, Niphatidae.